Aphanomyces astaci is the source of this 2160-nucleotide messenger RNA. RefSeq lists its product as hypothetical. The transcript has 5 exons. Bases 411 to 1961 code for a protein of 516 amino acids. Gene Ontology annotation, molecular function: asparagine synthase (glutamine-hydrolyzing) activity. Gene Ontology annotation, cellular component: cytosol. The record is from RefSeq and is a predicted model, not a curated record. Lineage: Eukaryota; Oomycota; Saprolegniomycetes; Saprolegniales; Verrucalvaceae.
UUGAAUUUCGCUUGACGACAUGGCCCAAGCAACAACAUGGCAGUCCGUCUGCGCUGACUUGGAAGAUGUAUUGAGACCACGGGGUCUAGACCUCGUGAUUCCGAUGAACGUGGGCAUGUACAACGAAGUGGCUCCGCCGGCCUACCAACUGGACGCGUCGCCGUCGUCGCUGUUGGUGAUGGUUGGCAACACGAAGCACUUGUGGCCCACGUUUGUGAACUCGUUGGACGUGGGCAACAUUCCUGACCAUCCGUUGAACGACUUCACCGUGUACGAAGUCACACGAGCGUUGGCGCUGGUCACAUCGACCUCCAGUGUUGCAGUCGAAAACGUAGAUUGACUGCGUAGCAAACCACCCGUCUGCUAACUUCCUGUAGGUGUUUUGGGUUCACGACACUGAGAUUGGGAAAAUGAUUGCCGCGGUGCGCAUGGUCGUGGCGUCGGGCUUUGCAUCAUACUCAAACGAAGCUCACUUGUGCGUACAUCCGACAUACGGCCCUUGGUUUGGCCUUCGCGCCGCCAUUGUGUUUGCGUGCCCAGGCCCCACCGAGCCAGUGUACCAUGAGCCGGCCACGCUGACCCUGCCGGCCGACGUCUCCCAACGCACGCGCGACCUGUUCGACCAAGCGAUCGCCGUCAAGACCGUGUCCGCCGAGGCCAAGUCCAUCUGGUUCCGCCUCCGCGUGGGGCUGCAUCCGAGCCACCCGUUCAUGUACUCGGACGCCCAAGUCCGCUUCCACUACGCCAACUCGCCCGAGUCCCGCAAGGCGGUCAUUGCGGCCGUGCAGUCCCACACCCCCAUCGACUACGUGCUGGAGCCGCCGACAUCUGCCGCUGUGACCUGCCGUCGCCUAGUCCAAACCGUCUUGACUGAUCUCAUGGCCAGCCAUCCCCCUCCGGACGUGGUGCUGCUCAGUGGCGGCCUGGACACAUCCAUCAUCGCAGAAGCCAGCGCGUGCGACCUGGACGCGCUCACGGUUGAAUUUGCGACGCCCAUCCUGACCAUCCAAAGCGGCAUCACGGUCCGAGCAGACCCUGCCGCACAGGAUGCCACGUAUGCCAGCGCCAUCUGCCACCGACUCAACAUACCCCAUCAUUGCCUCGAAGUGUCUGUGGAAACCCUAUUGGAGCACGUGCCUGUUGUGAGUCGAAUUCUCACGACGUUCGACCCCAUGGAGCUCCGCAAUGCGAUCGUGAUCUACCACUCGCUGCUGCGGGCCAAGGAACUCGGGUACCAGUGUGUGGUCACGGGUGACGCUGCCGACGAGUUGUUUGCCGGGUACUCGUUCUACGCGAGCAUGCCGGAGGACCGGCUGCAGCUGUACCGGCACCACAUUGCGCGCAUCAUGCGGUUCUCGGCGCAGCCACUGGCGGCGGCGUUGGGGCUGACGGUGCGCAGUCCGUUCCUCGAUCCCCGCGUCGUGGAAUUUGCCCUGUCAUUGGGCAAACACGCCCUCGUUGGGGACAAAACCCCCGUGCCCAACGGCAAAACGUACGGCAAGCUCGUGUUGCGCCAGGCGUUCCCCGAGGCAUUUUCCCAAUGGCGCGACAAGGAGCCCAUCGAACAAGGCGCGGGGACAUCCCAGCUCCGACUCGGGUACUUUGGGGAUGCCAACGUUCCUGGCUUUUACUCGAGGCAGCGGCAGCUGUACCAGCAGCACCACGUCGUGCUGCGGGACCACGAACACUUGGUCUACUUUGAGCACUUUCUCGCGGCAUUCGGCGGAUCGCUGGACGCCGUCCCCAAGGUGCGCGACGGCGACGAUCCGUGUCCGGCUUGUCGCUUCGACCUGUCGUCAAAGGACCAGGACUUCUGCAUCACGUGCGGCUUCUGGCCGGCGCGAACGACCGACGCCAACGCCGCCUCGGCCAAACCGGCCAUGGACAAGCUGGCCGAGUUGCUCCAAAAGUUGCAGGAGAACGACGAGUCUGUAGAAGAACCAAACCCGUCAGUAAACUAGGGAAGCACUCGCUUAAAGGACAUGAAAAGGUACUACAUGAAUCGCCUGCACCGUUGCUCGUUGCGGCUCGAAUACUUCUAAGGCCGCGGAGAACAUGGAAGACAUGGAAGUUGGAGCCUGAUUGACCAACAAUUACAUUUUACGUCGAAAGUCAGAUUGAUUUACAUUUUUUAUUGAAAUAUAUCGAUUGCACCCCGAA